Messenger RNA from Ziziphus jujuba (common jujube), 1356 nucleotides. RefSeq names its product ATP-dependent Clp protease ATP-binding subunit CLPT1, chloroplastic. The record is from RefSeq and is a predicted model, not a curated record. The coding region runs from base 1 to 936 and encodes 311 amino acids. NCBI's taxonomy places the organism in Eukaryota, Viridiplantae, Streptophyta, Magnoliopsida, Rosales, Rhamnaceae. The transcript is spliced from 6 exons.
AUGGGUUGGGCCAUUACAAGCAGUGAAGUAGCCCACUUCAAGAAAAUUGGACCCGGAGCAGGAGGCUUCGGUUUGGUGUACCUGGUGAGUCUUCUCUUGAAGCAUUGGCUUUUACAGAGGGAGAGAGAGACUUCGUCCGCGACUUGUCCGGUGCUAUCCAUUUUCAACAAAAAGCUCGAAGACCCACCUACAGAACCUCUAGGGUUUCUCUGGGCUACAAACAUGGCGUCCCACACGCUCUCAGCUCUCCCAAUUACAUCCUCUAUAUCGCAGACUUCUCACGGUAACUGUGGUGCUUCUUCUGCUAUUCUCCCAUGGCGUCUCAAUCUUCAUAACCUUUCGAGCUCUUUCGUUGGCUGUAAGCUCAAAAUUGGACCCUCGAGUUCCAGCCAUUUGGCUUCGAAGCAUCGGCCUGCGGUGGCUACGGUACUGUUCAGCCUCCCUACUGCGAAACCAGAGAAAGAUUCAUCUGCGAAAAUCACGAAAUGGUCUGCAAGGGCGAUAAAGUCGUUUGCUAUGGCGGAGUUGGAAGCAAGGAAGCUCAAGUACCCAAAUACUGGGACUGAAGCUCUACUAAUGGGGAUAUUGGUUGAAGGAACCAGCAUAGCUGCAAAGUUUCUGAGAGCUAAUGGAAUCACCCUUUUCAAGGUGCGAGAAGAAACUGUUAACCUACUUGGAAAAUCUGAUAUGUACUUUUUCAGCCCCGAGCAUCCUCCAUUGACUGAACCGGCCCAGAGAGCACUUGAUUGGGCUGUUGAUCAGAAACUAAAGUCAGGUGAAGAUGGGGAAGUAACAACAACGCAUCUGCUUCUUGGGAUUUGGUCGGAAGUAGAAUCAGCUGGUCACAAGAUCUUGGAAUCUCUAGGUUUUGACGAUGAGAAGGCCAAAGAACUUGGCAAAUCUAUGGACAAAGAUUAUGUUUUUAAUUUUAAGUAGGGAGGCCAAGGUGACCAUCUUGGAGAAUACUGGUGUGGUUCGUGUUCUUAUGGAACCUUCUCGAUACAAUUCCUACAGGACAUGUGCCAUUCUUCGAACAAGGAAGAUGUGCAUCUUUUUCCAUCUGAAAUGUCCUUGCGCGGCCACUGGUUUCUGAAAUGUAGUUUGUACUAGCAUUGUUUUUUGGACACCAAGAUUCAUUUUAAAGAAAGAAAUAUUCUUGAACUUAUAAAAUGAUUCUGGAGUAGAGUACUGGAGCUUGAGCAUCAAUUACACUUUUAGAUUGUGAGUAGCAAGUGAAAAGUGGGAACCAAAAACCUGUAUAAAAAGAGUGUGUUUUCCUUGUGAUGGAAUUUUCAUACUUUUGUUUCAAGUCCGUAAAAUGGUAUAGCAAGUAUCAACCACAGUUAUUACGUAUCA